AUGGCCCGGAGUGAAGAAGUUUACAAUUUGUAUAAUGCUGUUUAUGCUGUGUCCCACACCUACCAUGAACCCAUUCUUCAACAAGUAGAGUCUCAGAUACCAGAAGAAUACAAAGGAAUAUUUACUGACUUGCUGGCCAAAACAAUAACUGUGGUCAUGGCUUUCAAGCUCACUACUCCAGGGAGAAGGAUGAGAGGGAUGCUGACAUCAGGGGUGCCUAACUUGGUCAUUCCCAUUUGUACCCUAAUCCAACUUAUUCUCUGUGGCAUCUGGUUGGUAAUAUCUCCUCCCUUUAUUGACAGAGAUAUACAAUCUGAACAUGGAAAGAUUGUCAUUAUUUGCAACAAAGGCUCAGUCAUUGCCUUCCAUGUUGUCCUGGGAUUGUUGGGUUCCUUGGCUCUGGGGAGCUUCACUGUGGCUUUCCUGGCUAGGAACCUUCCUGACAGAUUCAAUGAAGCCGAGUUCCUAACUUUCAGUAUGCUGGUGUUCUGCAGUGUCUGGAUCACCUUCCUCCCUGUCUACCAUAGCACCAGGGGGAAGGUCAUGGUGGCUGUGGAGGUCUUCUCCAUCUUGGCUUCUAGUGCAGGGUUGCUAGGGUGUAUCUUUGUCCCAAAGUGUUAUGUUAUUUUAGUUAGACCAGAUUCAAAUUUUGUACAGAAGGGCAAAGACAAAUUGCUUCAUUGA
Molecule: messenger RNA, 684 nt
Organism: Apodemus sylvaticus (European woodmouse)
Lineage: Eukaryota; Metazoa; Chordata; Mammalia; Rodentia; Muridae
Product: vomeronasal type-2 receptor 116-like
Exons: 2
Coding region: 1-684 (227 amino acids)
Biological process (GO): G protein-coupled receptor signaling pathway
Cellular component (GO): membrane
Molecular function (GO): G protein-coupled receptor activity
Source: RefSeq, a predicted model, not a curated record